Messenger RNA from Apiotrichum porosum, 747 nucleotides. RefSeq lists its product as uncharacterized. Gene Ontology annotation, molecular function: ubiquitin conjugating enzyme activity. The record is from RefSeq and is a predicted model, not a curated record. The coding region runs from base 1 to 747 and encodes 248 amino acids. The transcript is spliced from 7 exons. Lineage: Eukaryota; Fungi; Basidiomycota; Tremellomycetes; Trichosporonales; Trichosporonaceae. Gene Ontology annotation, biological process: protein polyubiquitination; proteasome-mediated ubiquitin-dependent protein catabolic process.
AUGCCCCCCACUCGUCCAGGCGCCAACUCGGCCUCGUCGCCUUACCCCCCAAGCCGUCCAGGCUCGGGCAAGCCCGACGCCGGCGUCAGCUCGACCUCCAACUCGUCACUCAUCCUCAGGAAGCAGCUCCUCGGUACGUGCCUUCCCUCUGCACUCUCCUCCCAGAAACUGGUCUACGCGCAGUCCUUUUACGUGUCGUUCCAGUCAGCUGAUCAGCGCGCAGAGUUCCAGAAGAACCCCGUCGACGGCUUCAGCGCCGGCCUUGUCGACGAUGACAACAUUCUUGAGUGGAGCAUUGUGAUCAUUGGCCCUAUCGACACUCUGUACGAGGGCGCCAUCCUCAAGGCUCGCCUCAUCUUCCCUCCCGAGUACCCCCUUCUCCCUCCCAAGAUGAUCUUUGACACUGAGAUGUGGCACCCAAACAUCUACGAUAACGGCUCGCGCAAGGGCGAGGUCUGCGUCUCCAUCCUCGUGAGUAAAGCUAAGCACAAUGGGCAGCAGCUGACCGAACAGCACGCGCCUGGAGAGGACGAGUGGGGUUACGAGGACGCCGGCGAGCGCUGGCUCCCCGUUCACAGCGUCGAGAGUGUGCUCAUUUCCGUCAUUUCCCUACUCUCGGUCGACAACCCCGACCUGAACUCGCCCGCCAACGUCGACGCGGCCAAGCAGGUCCGCGAGGAUUAUGACGGAUACAAGAAGCGCGUCAAGAGGCUGGCACGCAGGUCGGCCGAGGAGGCCUGGGACUGA